UCAAUUUGUUUAACAAUCCAGGUUUACCUAUUUAUUUAAAGUAAAAUGGAUGCAAGAAAAUAUACACACACUGUAUUUUUAUUAUUCCUGAUCCACAUCUGUGAAACACUGGGAUUUGAUUAUGAUUAUGUAACCUGCGGCUCGGCUGUAAAACUUGUCAACAAAGCUUAUGGCAUUCGUCUGCACUCGCAUGAUGUAAAAUAUGGCUCGGGAAGUGGCCAACAGUCAGUUACAGGAAUGCAGGAUCAACUUGACGCGAACAGUUAUUGGCAAGUUAGGGCUGCAAUGAAGAAAUUUUGUAAACGAGGAUCGCCAAUAAAAUGUGGCCAAACAAUCAGAUUGACACAUCUUUCAACACAGAAGAAUUUGCAUACUCAUCAUUUCUCUGCACCAAUGACUCAAGAGCAGGAAGUCAGUGCCUUUGGAGAAGAAGGUGAAGGAGAUAAUUUGGACAACUGGAUUGUUUUGUGUGACAACGAUUACUGGAGCAGGAAUGACCACAUUAGAUUGAAACACAAAGAAACCGAGAAUUAUCUGUCUUGCACUUCUAAAACAUACGGAAGGCCCAUCAAUGGCCAAAACGAAAUAGUUGCUCUUGGUGCCCCCACGAAAGCCAGCAAUUAUUGGAAGGCUGUGGAAGGUGUGUUUAUAAAACCCAGCGAAGCUAUGGACAAAGAAUAGACAAGACGGACUUCGGAUGAAAUCGAUCAACUGGAACAUGAUGAUGUCAUCAUUGAUGAUGAUAAACGUCAUGCAUCACCAAACUCUGUUGUCGAUGACAACGGUGGUAACUCACCACCUAAGACAAUCCUGAAUUACGUUUUUGAUUAUUUUUGUUACAUGUAUCGCUGGGUCGUAAACUUUUUAGGAAAUUUAUCCCCGUUUAAAUUAUUCGAAAGUAAAGAUGAAUUAUAGCCAUAUUUUUUUUUUUCAAUUAUUUCGGUGCAUUGCAGUGCUGGUUGUGGGACUGAAUGCUGCAUGUAGUUUUAACAAUCAUUUUAGUGAACAGCAUUUUCAUUUGGUGUGCUUUAUACUGGUUAUGGGCAUCA
Messenger RNA from Styela clava, 1049 nucleotides. RefSeq names its product stromal cell-derived factor 2-like. Lineage: Eukaryota; Metazoa; Chordata; Ascidiacea; Stolidobranchia; Styelidae. The record is from RefSeq and is a predicted model, not a curated record.